Molecule: messenger RNA, 307 nt
Organism: Aspergillus caelatus
Lineage: Eukaryota; Fungi; Ascomycota; Eurotiomycetes; Eurotiales; Aspergillaceae
Exons: 1
Coding region: 45-260 (71 amino acids)
Source: RefSeq, a predicted model, not a curated record
CUGGGUUCCGAGGGGAUGGAUAGAUCUUCAGAGUUCGAAGUCUCAUGGAUAAAAAACUCCAUUCUCGAAUUACGUGGUUUCUACUAGCUACUGGCUACUGGCUACCUGCAGGCAAAGCAGAGAUAGGAGACUUAUUCAGUGGUGCAUUGCUGCGAGAUGGAGAUUGGGGUUGUAGGUAUUCCGGGGGGGGUUGUUUCUAUUGUACUCCGAGUGUGUAUAUGUAUGUACUCUGUACUUUGCUUUUACUUUGCUCUAUUUAAUGCUCAAGGGCGAUCUUUGGUCGGAUCGGAGGGUGAGUGGAUUUGAG